Messenger RNA from Silurus meridionalis, 2081 nucleotides. RefSeq names its product prostaglandin-endoperoxide synthase 2b (gene ptgs2b). Gene Ontology annotation, biological process: response to oxidative stress; cyclooxygenase pathway. Bases 101 to 1927 code for a protein of 608 amino acids. The record is from RefSeq and is a predicted model, not a curated record. The transcript has 10 exons. Gene Ontology annotation, molecular function: heme binding; peroxidase activity; oxidoreductase activity, acting on single donors with incorporation of molecular oxygen, incorporation of two atoms of oxygen. Lineage: Eukaryota; Metazoa; Chordata; Actinopteri; Siluriformes; Siluridae. Gene Ontology annotation, cellular component: neuron projection; cytoplasm.
GUCACUUGAGGUAUAAAAGCUACUGCUUACUCAAUCCAGUUCAUUCACUCAAAGCUCGCGAGGAAACAAACACAAGCUCGAGGCACUUGAAAGCGGAGGCAUGUGCACUACAAAUCUGUUUCUCCUUUUAUCCCUAGGCUUCUUCCUGACUUGUGAAGGAGCUGACCCUUGUUGCUCGCAGCCAUGUCAGAACCGUGGUGUGUGUACAGCUCUCGGUCAAGACUCUUACGAAUGCGACUGCACCCGGACUGGAUAUUAUGGACAAAACUGCACUACCCCCGAGUUCUUCACAUGGCUAAAAGUGUCGCUGAAACCAACACCGAACACAGUGCACUACAUCCUCACACAUUUUCGAGCUUUCUGGAACAUCAUUAACAACAUUCCAGUUCUGCGGGACUCUGUCAUGCGUUAUGUCUUAACAUCACGAUCCCAUUUGAUCGAAAGUCCUCCAACCUUUAACGCUGACUACGGUUACAAGAGCUGGGAAGCCUAUUCCAACCUGUCCUAUUUCACACGAACUUUACCUCCUGUUCCGCACGAUUGCCCAACACCUAUGGGAGUUGCAGGUAAAAAAGAGCUACCUGAUGUGAGCGUGGUGGUGCAGAAGUUCUUGGUCAGGAGGAAGUUUAUCCCUGACCCACAGCGCACCAGUCUCAUGUUUGCCUUCUUUGCUCAGCACUUCACGCACCAGUUCUUCAAAACUGACAUGAAGCGAGGCCCAGCCUUCACUAAGGCCAAGAACCAUGGCGUUGAUCUGAGUCACAUUUAUGGGGAAGACCUGGAACGUCAACAUAAGCUUAGGCUAUUUAAGGAUGGCAAGCUUCAAUUUCAGGUCCUGGAUGGUGAGGUUUAUCCUCCUUCAGUCAGUGACGUCCAGGUGGACAUGCACUACCCACCUCAUGUUCCUGAGUCUCAUCGCUUUGCUGUAGGCCACGAAGCCUUUGGUCUGGUCCCAGGCCUCAUGAUGUAUGCUACCAUCUGGCUCCGGGAACACAAUCGGGUGUGCGACGUUCUUAAGCAGGAGCAUCCGUAUUGGGAUGAUGAAAGACUCUUUCAGACCGCAAGACUUAUCUUGAUUGGUGAGACCAUCAAGAUAGUAAUUGAGGAAUAUGUGCAGCACCUGAGUGGUUACCACUUGAAACUUAAAUUUGAUCCUGAGCUCCUCUUCAACCAGCGUUUCCAGUACCAGAACCGGAUCUCCUCCGAGUUUAAUACCCUUUACCACUGGCACCCACUUAUGCCAGAUGACUUCCACAUCGAGGGUGAAGUCUACAGCUAUAAGCAGUUCCUCUACAACACCUCAAUUGUGACAGACCAUGGAAUAAGCAACCUGGUGGAUUCGUUCUCCAAGCAGAUAGCCGGCAGGGUCGCAGGUGGUCACAACGUCCCACCUGCACUGGCAAUGGUGGCGAAGAAGUCGAUCGAGAACAGCAGAUUGAUGCGCUACCAGUCUUUCAAUGCUUACAGGAAACGCUUCAACAUGAAGCCCUAUACCUCCUUCGAAGAGCUGACAGGUGAAAAGAAGAUGGCAGCAGAGCUGGAGGAACUGUAUGGCGAUGUAGAUGCUAUGGAGCUCUACGCCGGCCUUCUGAUUGAAAAACCCCGGCCCAAUGCCAUUUUUUCCGAAACUAUGGUGGAGAUGGGUGCUCCUUACUCGCUGAAAGGCCUCAUGGGAAACCCCAUCUGCUCCCCUGAGUACUGGAAGCCCAGCACGUUUGGUGGCAAAGUUGGCUUCGAUAUCAUCAACACGGCCUCACUUCAGAAGCUGGUAUGCCGUAACGUCAAGGGCCCUUGUCCUGUUGCAUCUUUUCAUGUGCCCAAUGUAAAGGACUCGGUAUUGACGACGAUCAACGCGAGCGCGGCGCACUCGGGUACAAACGAUGUCAACCCAACCAUUCUGCUUAAAGAGCGGAGUUCCGAGCUCUGAAAAACACUACUGUGAUAGAUUUUUGGACUCUUACUAUUAGUUUUUAUUUAUUUAUUUAUUUAUGACGUAUUUAUUUUAUUUAUGUAUUUGAAAUGUUCUAUUUUUAUUGUAUAGAAAUGCUGUAAAUUCUUGUAAAUCUUUUUCUUUUUUGUGU